This is a messenger RNA of Symbiodinium necroappetens, 1381 nucleotides long. The record is from the annotation of a GenBank genome assembly. Lineage: Eukaryota; Dinophyceae; Suessiales; Symbiodiniaceae.
AUGCAUCUUUGCGACAAACUGCCCCAGAGCUAUCGGGAAGUCUGCGGCUUGCACAAGGACAAGACGGAUCGCUUCUGGCUUCUAUCGAAGGAGGUGGACGACAUCCUCGAAGACGGUUGGAAGAGGGAGGGUGCGGAUGACCAGGUCGCUUCGCAUGAGCUUUUCGGAUCCUCAGAGGGAGUGCUGGAGCUGCUAAAAGCUUUAGCCUCGCCGCCUUCCAGCGUUUCAAUCCGACUUCCGCUCUCAGCCGGAGAGGUGGAGGCCUCCAGCUACGGUUGCACUGGGAGCUCCAGGCCCAUCUUCGCCAGUGCCUGGCAGCUGUGGGCCGCCAAGCAGGUUGCGACUUUGCCUUGGAGGACCAUUAUUGGCCGCAGCGCCGUCUCUGCAACUGGAGGGUAUCUGAAAUCUGAAGAUGAGACACGUCCUCUGGCAGAUUCCCUCUCCGCGUCGGUCUCCGCCGAUGUCAUUAUUGACGCUGCUUGCGCCAUGGCCGUUUUGAGAGGUGCCGACGUUUUCUGCAUGGGGGUCAUGGCAGCAACGCCCAAGCCACUGGAGGGUCAUCUGGUCCGGCUUUGGGUGGUGCCAGAGGGCGUGAAGCCGCCGAACCGUGGGGCCAUCUUGCAGGAGUCCCCUGAGAAAUGGCCGGCAGUGCUGGUGGCCGGGGGGCGUUUGAUGAUGUCUCGCCUCUCCAUCUUCACUCCGGGGACCAAGGGCACCGCUGUCAGUGUCUUGUGGCGGCGGGGAGUCGCACAUGCUUUGGCUCCCAUGAACGCGGUCCUGUCGGAUCCGCAGCUGGAUGGCAAGGUCCUGCUGCAACAGCUUCCGAGCUGUCUCUGUGUCCGUGUGCUGGACCCAUGUCCUGGAAACAGAGUGCUGGACAUGUGUGCAGCACCGGGAGGGAAGACGACGCAUUUGGCAGCGACUCUCCAAGGCCAGGGCCAGGGCCUCACGGCCAUCGACCGCUCCCGGGCCAAGGUGCGGCGCGUGGAGGCGCUCUGCGCGGCCCACGGCUUCGGGAAGGUCCGGUGCCUGGCCGCUGACUCCCGGCACCUCUGCAACGAAGCCGCCAGCGGCAGAAAGCCACGCUCCAAAGUGGCAGAGCCGUCUGCCGCUGCGGAGCAAGCUCCUCCGGAGCUCGACCUCGAGGAGCCUUGGCCUCCCGAGGCCGAGGAAGCCUUUCAAAGGGCCUUCGCAGAGCACCACGCGGAUCGCUUUCGCAGCACCAAGCGGAUCUGGAAGGCGGUGGUCACCGCGUGCGGCCGGGGGCCCGUCUCAAGGAUGCAGGUGGAUGCACGGCUUCGCCGCCUGGAGGGUGGAAAUCCGAGGCCAGAGAUGGAGGUCUCAGACCCAGAGGCCAGAAGCGAAGCCCGGUCUCGAAGGG